AGAGAGAGAGAGAGAGAGAGAGAGAGAGGCUGAGGCUCGGAGCGGUGCUCAACAUCAUCACUCGCAAUAACGGCUUAAUCAUUCCUCACCGUGGCCGACCGACACCAAGCGCUAUAUCCUCAGCAUCUGAAACGAUUCAUCAGACACAAGAAAAAAAACACAUCUGUAGAGAACGACACUUUUUUCGGUGGUGGUAGUGAUUGUUGGUGGAUUUUAAGUGUUAAGCGGUGAAGUCCACCCGGCGGCUCAGCGCCUUUCGUCACACCGCAGGACAAACUUCACCGGACACACUUUACACGCACCAUGAAGUACAGCUACUGGUAUCUUUGAAUUAAGUGGAGGAAGUAAAUAGAAGAAAGUCUGGUUUGAAGAAACGUCUGAAAGAAACAGAGGGACAAAAUAGUCAAGUAUAGUGGUGAAAGUGAGAAAAGAAAAGACGGGGAAAAUGGGGAGAAAAAAGAUUCAGAUCACCCGGAUUAUGGAUGAACGCAAUAGACAGGUGACGUUUACGAAAAGAAAGUUUGGUCUGAUGAAGAAAGCCUAUGAGCUGAGCGUGUUGUGUGACUGUGAGAUAGCCCUCAUCAUUUUUAAUAGUACCAACAAGCUGUUCCAGUAUGCCAGCACAGAUAUGGACAAAGUGUUGCUUAAAUACACUGAAUACAAUGAGCCUCAUGAGAGCAGGACCAACUCUGAUAUUGUGGAGACUUUAAGAAAGAAGGGUCUCAAUGGUUGUGACAGCCCUGACCCCGACGCAGACGACUCGGUGGGCCACAGCCCAGAGUCAGAGGACAAGUAUCGUAAAAUCAACGACGACAUAGAUCUGCACAUGAUCAGCAGGCAGAGGCUAUGUGCUGUUCCCCCUUCCAGCUAUGAUAUGUCUAUUCCCAUGAAUAACCAAAUCUACCCAGGCAACCAUAACCUGCUUCCCUUGGCCCACCAUGGCCUACAGAGAAAUAGUAUGUCACCUGGAGUCACACACAGACCUCCUAGUGCAGGUGGUCUGAUGGGCACUGAUCUCUCCACUGGCGCGGGCACCAGUGCUGGUAAGGACGGCAUCCCAACAUACUACAGAAAUGGUUAUGGAAACCAUCGUAACUCUCCUGGACUUCUGGUGUCCUCUGGAGGCCUGAACAAAAGCAUGCAGGCCAAAUCUCCUCCGCCGGUAAACCUCGGGAUGAACAGUCGUAAGCCAGACCUGCGAGUACUUAUCCCGCCAGGAGCCAAGAACAACAUGCCUUCUAUUAAUCAGAGAAUAAACAACUCUCAGUCUGCGCAGUCAUUGGCUACCCCUGUGGUUUCUGUAGCGACACCCACUUUACCUGGGCAGGGAAUGGGUGGUUACCCAUCAGCCAUUUCCACCUCAUAUGGUACUGAAUAUUCCUUGAGCAGUGCAGAUCUUUCCUCUAUAACCGGCUUUAACAGUGCCAACACUCUGCAUUUGGGUUCAAUGAGUGGAUGGCAACAACAUCAGAUCCAGAACAUGCAGCACUCUGCUCUCAAUCAGCUAGGAAAUUGCUCUAGCACUCACUUAUGUCAGGGUUCAAAUCUGUCCCUGCCUUCUACUCAAAGCCUGCACAUCAAGUCCGAACCUGUUUCUCCUCCUAGAGACCGCUCGAGUAGCACCACGCCCGCCGGCUAUGGCCCUCUACCGUCCCACCCGCAGCACCAAGGGCCGCUCCCGCAGGGGCGACAGGACUCGGGCCGCUCUCCAGCUGACAGCCUCAGUAGCUGUGGCAGCUCACACGAUGGCAGCGAUCGCGACGAGCACCGUCCAGACUUCCAUUCGCCCCUGGGUUUGGGCCGGCCUGGCUUGGAUGAGCAAGACAGCCCAUCCAUUAAGCGAGUCCGCCUGUCAGAGGGGUGGACCACAUGAUCGGCGACAUCUCUAAAACAGCCCCAUCAUCGAUCUUGACCUCCCCCGCGCAAAACACAGAGAUUCCAUGGCUCCACAUCCCUCAUGUUCUCGCUUUCUCUCUGCUGUUAAUGACGAGUCACAAUCAUUGCUAUCCCGUAUUCUCUGUUUUGUUGUAGAGGGAGAGAAAGUGCUCUCUAAAUUACCUGUAACUUUGAAUCCGAGUUUGUUUGAUAUACAUAUUGUUGUGAUCGACGGGUCUUAGGGAGGGAAAAGGGAAGGUGGAUUAGUAAAAACAUGGUCGGGGAGGGUUUAAGGGGAAGGGUUACUAUGCAUAACUUGUGCAGUGUGUGUAAAGAAUUGCCAUAUAUGCAUAUAUAUUUACACGUGUGUGUACUGUAGGUGUACAUGUAUGCAGAGUAACAAACCAACAAAAGUGUCAGGUACUCUUUUUUUUUUUUUGUAUUUACAUUACCCUCAGUGACAUUCGGCCACAAGAGGAGUGCAGCAGAUGGUUUAUCACAGAGGUAGCAGGUUAGCACUUGAGUUAGUACAAUAUGUACAUUUUCGUGCCACUCUCUAAAAGAUGGCCCCUUUACAAAAUGUAUGUUAUGGGUAACAAUGUCAUGUUGCAGGUUCAACGAAUUGUACAUAGAGAAAAGCCAGGGAUAAGGGGGAAGGGUCAAGGUUGAUAAAUAUUGCUCUUUUCACACAAACAAAACUGUUAUGCAAGAAUUUUGCAGGAUUGUACAGAUUUAUGUGCUGGUUCCUGGGUUUUUUUAGGGGGGGGGAAUAUAUGUCAGGACCUCCAAUGAAAUAAACAAAAAACUUUCCUGCUGAAGGAAGGAACGAAUCAAUAGCAGGACAUAGUGGCGCUGAGUAGAUGAAGGACUUUAAAGUAAGAGCCAUGUUACUUAAUUCUGAUGAAAUUUCAAAUCUGGGACUUGCAUUUAUUGUUCAGUAUUAAAAGAAAAAAGAGGAAAACUUGUAUGUUACACUUGCUUAUAUUUUCAUAUAAAAAGGAAUACAAUGCAAAGCGUUGUGGCUUUUUGUAGUUUAUAAGAGCCAGAAUGUGUUUUGAUAGCUUUGCGUGUAUAAGAAAUGACAGCAGAAGGAACUAGGAACCUUGGGCUUUUAAUCCCUAAGCCAUGAAAUCUGAGACAGUGAAUUUUUGCUUUGCUCAGUGUUUUCUCUCUCUUUCUCUUUCUAGAAGUUUUGUUUUUAAAUGUGUAUUUCUAAGUAUAUUGAAUAAUAAUAUUAAGAAUCUUUUUAAAAAUCUGUGAAAUUAACAUGCUUGUGUAUAGCUUUCUAAUAUAUGAAUAUAUAUGAUAAAAUUUAUGGUCAUCACUUUUCCCCAUUGUGGGCUUAUGUGCAGUUGCACAUGUUAAUUGUAAUAUUAUUCUUAUUUUUCUUAGUUUUUUUUUCUACCGGACUGAGUCUUUCAGAGGAAUACGUGUUUAGAAGGUUAUUUUCAGGUUCGCCCCCAUGAAUUUGUCUCAUUGCCCUAACCUUUUGGAACCCUUAAUAAGCACAACAUAAUUGUCCUCUUCUUUAGUUGCGACGAUUUACAAAGAGCAGUGUCCUGUUAAUCAACAUUGCACUGAAAAGUUUAAACAUAUGACAGCACAGUCAUAGAUACCUCAUGACUGCUUGUAUAAGCUUAUAUCAUCAUUUAGUAAAUUGUGGCUGGCUUUGUUUUUGAUACAUUUAUAAAGAUGUAGAUAUAUAUAUCACAUAUCAUUGUGCAUUCUGUAUUAUUGGUAUUGCAUCUGUAGUCUCUUUUUCUACCAAAGACAAAAAGUGUUUUCCCGAUCCUUUAUGCUUUUUUGGGUUCAACACCAUUGUGUUUCCUCACAAGUUGUUUGUGCUAGUGGCUGGUACCUCUGACUUACCCUCCCAGUGCCUCAGAUUCCCUUUUAAUGAAGUAGUCUCGUUAAGAAUUCGAGAUUGUUCUCCCCUAACAAGUUUGCAGUAAUGUGUGAAUUGCCAUCAUUUGUUAUAUAGAUUUCAACUGUCCAUGUAUGACUCUCCGGUUCAUUUUUUCAUCACAGAUUAUUUUUUGUUUGUUUUUUUCUUUUUUUUGAGUGUUGUUUCCAUUAAGUAUAUAAAUAACAAAAUAAAAAAUGAAAAAUGAAAAAAUGCUGAAAAAUUCUGUAGUAACAGAUGUAGCUUGGUUGAAAGAACGUGUGUCUUUUUUUAAUCAGGAGAAAGAGUCUUUCAGCGGCACAAGCUGGACUUUGUCGCCACUUGAAGACAGAUGUCAUUAAAUUAAAACACAUCUCUGUAUCUCAAGGAACUUGAUUUAGCUAUAUGUAGUAAAAAAUUAAUGUAUGGAUUAAAAAUUGUUUCUCCUGCUGGGGCUAAAAAGGUAUUUGUAUUUUGCAGAGAAUUCAGUAAAUUUACUGGCUUUCUUAGUUACACAGAAGUCCUGGUGUGAUUUUUAUUGUGUUUUACGGAUACCCUGAAUACACCAUACAGUCAGUAUCUCUAAUUGAUGACUUCCUAUCCAAACAUCUCUAACUCAGCAAAACAUAUUCUUUUAAGGUUUCCCUUACAUGAGAUUAAUAUCACAUAUUUUACAUCAACGAUAUAUGUAUGAUAGACUGUAACGGAAUAUAGCGAGGUAGCUUUCACAACAUCAUAAUAAAUUUGCCAAUGUUUAAGUUGACUUGUGGAGCUUCGUGUAAUGACAUCACAUUAAAGGUCCACAAAAUAAUUAUUUCACAAUUCUUCGAAAAACAUUAUAUAUUCAAAUACAAAGGUCAGCAAGCAGUCAUACCUUCCCAUAUGCUAUAACUUUAAAUAUGAGAAGUUCAGAAAUGUUCAAAAAUAAGUCUCAAAAAAGUAUUUCAAAAAAGGAGCUCUCCUCAAUCAUUUUAAUAUCAUACAAUGUGGUAACCUUUAAGCAGGAGAGUUAUUUUAUGUAAAAUUUGGGCUAUGUUUGGGAGCCCCUAAUACGAGCUGCUGAAGUGUAUGUGGUGUAAUACCAGCAAGAAAAUAAUACUUAGCCUAUGUGUUAACAUUCCAACCAAGAGAUAUCAACCUAUGUUUUAGCGGUGGCGAGAUGAAGCCCCAUGAAGCAUUGAACCUUUUCAGCCAAGUGGUUCACAAAAGGGUUCAUUUCUCGAGGCUUCAUUUGCUCACAAUACCACCUGGUGGCCAAAGGGUGUAAAACAAGCAGACACAUUACAGAUGUGCCUGAUGUGGUCUGUGUUACACUGUAUUUUGCGCCAGUUAAGGCUUAGAAAUAACGGUCAAGAAAAAAAUAAUUUCCAAUUUCCUAAUCUAUUUAUAUGAAUACAAUGUGUAUUUUCUGGUGGUAUAUAAUGAUUGUAUAACAUAACUGUGUAAUAAACGUAUUGACUUGAAAUGAAAGGGGCUAUCAAAUGUGUGUAUUAAUUAUUUGGUCAUAAUAGGCAUAAGGGGAAAUAUUAUUAUUCUUAAACUGGAAAGUGUCUCGGCUUAACUGGGAAGGGGGCAGUGAAUGUGCUUGUGUAACUUGGUUUAUAUAGCUGUCAAAAUGUCGCGGCAACAUUCGAACCGCUUACUCUGGCGGAAGCAAGGCUUCAAACGUCAUCUAUGCCGUCAUUGGUCUAAAGCGACUGUUGGCCAACUAAAUUGUAUACCAAGACCAUUGAAGAGAUUUUGAAUCCUCUUAUCCACUAGAUGUCACCAUUGUCUUAGUUUUAUUUUUUAAAUUCGUUCAUUGAUGGGUUUAUGACGAGAGUGUAUUGUCUUUAUUUGAUUGCAUUCAACCACAUCUAUGUCGGAGAAGACAGACUGCAUUAAACAAUACAUUCAUUGUACAUUUCUGGACAUUGAUUAGCUCUGUUUCUGCAAUAUAUUUCCAACGCAAGUUUAAUCAUGUAUAGGCUAAUGUAAGUAUAGCAUUUACACUUUAAAAAUAAAUUACUGAGGACAGCUUCGUAUAUAGCCUACUAUUUAAACUAUUUUAUAUUGUAUUCGAUGAAUAACUUACAACAAAGACACGAUGUUAAAGUUUAAUAAGUUUAAACAGGCAAGUUAGCACCAAUUCUUAUCUCAAAAUUACAAAUCAUGGUAGUUAUUAACGCUCCAUUGAGUUACACUCAUUGAGAACACAUCAAACGAAAAUAAAACAAACGAAAGAUAGCAAAUCAUACAUUUUAACACGGUUGGAAAUUCUUAAAGCCUAAACAUCCUGCAUAGGAAGUUUUUAUAUUAACUUCUAUAUUAAUGUGCAUGCGUGCUUUCCAGUCACCCACAAACAAAUGAUGAAAAGAAAAACAACGAAAACUAAACACUGCAAACUUUCAGGAUUUUUGUAAUCUAGACCUGUCUGUAGUAGUAGUAAUUCCAACACACUAUUAUUUGUUGAAAAUUUUACGACUAAACCUCAAAUGUUAUGAGACAAAGCAAAGGUGUAUAAUCAGUCACGUUGCAUGUUUCUGCUGAUGUGCAAAGGUGACUAAGCGCUGAAAAUCAACGAAUACAUAUAUAGCAAGAUAACAAUAACGAUAGGCUACCAAUUCCUUUAACAAUAAAAAUGUCAUAACUGUGUAAAUUCAACGCUAUAGUCGUACUAUGACAAAACCCAUUAUAUAUAUUUCAUAAUAAUCUGUUGUUGUAGAUAAUUUGCCAUAAUGAAAAAUACAGCCGAAUAUAUUUUUGGGUCAUACUUUAAGCUUAUUGACAAACAAAAUGGACACACGUAAAUGUACUAAUGUAUCACAUUUGUAUAUAAUUGAAAUAAUUCACUCAAGGCAUUUUGUGAUUUGUCGCUUUUUAACAUAUGCAAUGGUCGGAAGUGCCUGCAUUCAGUAAAUGUGUCUUUAGAAGACCUCUUUAUUAACAGUUGGCGUGCAUUAUUAAUAGCUACAAACCAAAUCUAAAUGAGCAUAUUGUUUUUUACAUGCUUGCAAUUCCCGUCAACUGCGCAAUAAUGCGUUUAAAAAUUUAUAAUAAUAAAGACAAUCAUUUACUUAGGAUUAAUUGAUAGCCCAGACUGACAAGACUUUAACUAAAACCUAAACGCGUGGUAACAGAGAUAAUUGUAUUUAGAUGCUAAAACUCCUCGUGCAGGUGAUUGUAUAUUUUUAUUUCAGAAACAAAAUGAGUUCGUACACGGAAUAAACAUAAAUAUAGUUCGGUUAAAACAAAUAGACUUUUGUUAAUUUGUGUAUUAUUGUAAUAUUUAAGGUUUGCUUAUAAUUAUAAAUUGCUGUAAAAUAAUCUACUUGCUUUUGAAAAAAAAAUAGUGCAGCCGUGGCUGAUUUACAGUAUCUUAUAGGCUAUUGAUUGAAAGUCAAUUUAAAAAGGAGAUAAGAGAGAAUGGGAGAGAAAUAAGAAAAUAAUUUUAGUCUACUAAAAACGAUAGAUUUUUGCUUAUAUUUUUAGCUAUAGGUUGUAUUUAUCUUUAAUGUUGAAGUGUUAACGCUCGUGCCACUCUCAGAUCGUUUUAUUUGUUUUCUGCAGAAGUUUCCUUCUGAGAAUUAAUCCACUAGAUGUCGCCAGGCGUCAUAAAAAUACCUUACGUUUAAUUUACAUUCUAAUGUUCAAUGAAUUCAUAGGCAAUAUGGUUAAUAUUAUAUAGAAUAAUAUUAUAGAAUAGUAAUAAAGAACCUUUAAUUUCUAAAAAAAAAAAAAUCAGAAAUCUAUUAAUGGCUUUGAAGUUAUCUCGCAUUAUAACGCAAAAUUAAAGAAAAACUUGCAAAACUGCAGUUAGUUGUAUAUCGAUAAAAUGUUUGUAAUACUCAUUUGCCUCCUUAAUUUUCUAAUAUUCUAUAUUCUAUGGUGUAUGCAUUGCAUUUUGGAGAUUUUACACAUUUAACAUUGACUCAACUAGCUUUAAUUUAUCUUGACUACUUUUUCAUCACCAGAGUGAUAUUUCUGAAAAAAAUGAACAAAGAAGAUUUGGGAUAACAGAAACAAAAACGAAAAAGAAUGUGCUGAUCAAUCUAUGCUAGACAUUGUAUUUGCUCUGAUUCUUUGCUCACAUUCGAUUAAGAAAAUUAUUUAGGCAAAAAUUAUUUUAUCAAUGGUGCGUUACAAGUGCUCUUUUUGCACUAAAUAUAUUUAAUAUUUUAAUGUAUUAUAUAUUUAAUACAUUAAAUAUUUUUUAUAUUUUUUCAACUUUGCAUGACUUAAUUAAUUUAUUGCUGCAUUAAUAAGAAUAACGUUGCCAGAAAAGACCUAAAACCGGAUAAUCUUUUUUUUUCUCAAGUCAAAUCAGAUCAACACGUAUUUGAAUAAUUUAACUUUAAACUGACUGUUAGACAUAUUGGUCCCGAAAACAUCUAAUAGAAAAUAGUUAAUAAUGCUAUCAUAAGAAUAAUAGCCCGCAUCGUUUAAGGUUUUCAAUUUAUAACUCUUUCAGAACUCUUUCAGAACUAAUUCAUGCGUAUAUUAUAGUACAAGACAUCUGCAUGAUACAUUGUCUCCCUUCACAGUUUAAUGGGUACUGUGGGAAAGUUUGAUUUCCUUUUCUGUGUAGAUUUUAAAUAUGCAUAAGUAUGGUAAUCACGGUCCUGCUGUAUUGCAAACAGGCGCAGCCUAUCCCACACAUGUCCUACACAACUUCGGACCGUAUGAAGUUGCCAAGAUGAGGACAUAGGUCAAAUUUCUCUCCUUGGCGUCUGUUCAUAGAAAGAGAUAAAAAAGGGACAGUCUUAAGUUUGUUGUUUAAAGCGGAUAACAUGCGAGCAUACGACAGCACGUGUUGACCCAUUGGGAGUAAAUUUUUACUUGUGCCCGUCUGACCACUUCUAUUGGGUGCCAGAUCAGCUGAGCAAAGGUUCUCAAGAUGAAGACCAGACGCUUUACGAGUAGGAACUAUAAAGAAGAGACAUCAAUUGCACGUAAAAGUUGGGCAAGCGCAAUAUCUCGAAUGUGAGGGCACUUAUAUUAAUAUAAAAAUGGAUAUCAGGCCUAUAAUCAUGACUUUAUACGGUUUUAAAAAUAAGGAAAAUGUGACCAUUAGUCACAUUUGAAGCGAAAGAGGACUGGCAUUAAUGUUCUCAACUGAUUAAUCAACAUGAGG
Triplophysa rosa is the source of this 8870-nucleotide messenger RNA. RefSeq names its product myocyte enhancer factor 2cb (gene mef2cb). The transcript is spliced from 11 exons. Gene Ontology annotation, molecular function: RNA polymerase II cis-regulatory region sequence-specific DNA binding; DNA-binding transcription factor activity, RNA polymerase II-specific; protein dimerization activity. The coding region runs from base 446 to 1873 and encodes 475 amino acids. The record is from RefSeq and is a predicted model, not a curated record. Gene Ontology annotation, biological process: positive regulation of transcription by RNA polymerase II. Lineage: Eukaryota; Metazoa; Chordata; Actinopteri; Cypriniformes; Nemacheilidae.